Mercenaria mercenaria is the source of this 822-nucleotide messenger RNA. Its product is annotated as complement C1q-like protein 3. Bases 138 to 734 code for a protein of 198 amino acids. Lineage: Eukaryota; Metazoa; Mollusca; Bivalvia; Venerida; Veneridae. The transcript has 2 exons. Gene Ontology annotation, molecular function: protein binding. The record is from RefSeq and is a predicted model, not a curated record.
CUUGAAAUGUUAAUAGCUGUGAAGAACCGUGUUUAUAAAAUUUGAAAGCACAGCUGACGCAAUUCAUUAAGCUUUCUGAUAAGUCAACUCAUUUUGAUAUAAACUUUACAGCGUUAGAAAUCUUCUUUGACUGCAAAAUGUUUUGUUACAUCAUUUUCCUGAUUCCAGUUCUAAUAGGACCGAUUAUUGGCCAAGAGCACCAUUGUUCUAAAUUUCACUAUGAGGAAAAAUUGCUGGAGAAGAUGAUCAGAAUGGAAAUGCAUUUGGAGGAGAUGCAAAGAAAACUAAACAUGCUUGAACAGAAAGCGGAAGAUUCCGAUGUACUUCAAAAUCAACCGGCAAAAGGUACUGUGGCUUUCUUUGCAACUGCUAAUUCCAGAAAAACUUACGGAGCUGAUGAGACUCUUGUAUUUGAAAAUGUGGUAACGAACCUUGGAGAGGCAUAUAAUCCAGCAAAUGGCAUAUUCACAACUCCAAGCACUGGCAUGUUUGUGUUCUUCUCCACAGUUUUAGGAAGCAACGACGUUGAGCUUUGGAAUUACAUAUCCGUGAACAACAAAGCCGUAGCGAAUUUCAAUUCCCAUGGCACAGGUGGUCGGCAUGACAGCGGGACUGUUACCACAGUUUUACAACUCAGUAAAGGUGACGAAGUUUCAAUAAAGAAUUCACAAUCGUCUGGUAACACGUACGGUGAAAAUUAUACUCACUUCGGAGGAUUUCGUCUAGUCAACUGACUCUGAUUUGAUCCUAUUGUACAUGUUAUCCAAAGCUGAUAAAUGCAGUUUGCCUAAUAAAAAGAUACAUACAACAAUGUGUUUGGUA